AUGUCAGAUGGUUGGACAGAUAGAAAGAAUAGGACUUUGACAAAUUUCUUGGUGAAUUCCACAGUAGGAACAAUGUUUGUGAAGAGUAUUGAUGUUUCUUCUUACACGAAGACUAGGAUUAAGAUACUUGAGCUAUUGAAUAAUUUUGUUGAGGAGAUUGGUGAGCAAAAUAUUGUGCAGGUGGUUACUGACAAUGAAAGUAAUUAUGUAUUGGUCAGUAAACUACUAACUGCUAAGAGACCACACUUGUUUUGGACUCUGUGUGUUGCACAUUGUCUAGACCUGAUGUUAGAAGAUAUUGGAAAGAUUUCUAAGGUUAAAACAGUUAUUCAAAAAGGGAUUAGUCUCGUCGGCUUCAUUUAUAACCACAUAUUGACGUUGAACAGAAUGAAGAAGAACACUGACAAUGUUGAGUUGGUUAGACAUGGAGUCACAAGGUUUGCAACCACAUUUCUUACUUUGCAAAGAUGGCAUAAACAAAAAACCAACCUUAGAAAGAUGUUCACUUCAGAAGAAUGGUUGAAGUCCAAGGCAAUCUGA
Cicer arietinum (chickpea) is the source of this 540-nucleotide messenger RNA. RefSeq lists its product as uncharacterized. NCBI's taxonomy places the organism in Eukaryota, Viridiplantae, Streptophyta, Magnoliopsida, Fabales, Fabaceae. The record is from RefSeq and is a predicted model, not a curated record.